AUGCCCAUAUUCUCAUCCAUGGACAGUGGUUUUAGAGAUUCAGCACACGAUACUAGCACCAUGUCAGGAACUCCAUAUACCUUUGACGAUGAUUUAUCUUUGUCCCAUACCAAUCCGCGUCUUCGGCGGCCUGGCACUUCUUUCUGGGCCCCGAAUUUGAUGUCUUCAUACACGCCCGACACAUCCCAUCUAACCACUGAACAAGAGGCUCUUUUCUGGCAAGUCAUGCUCGAUCAAUCUAUCAGCUCCGGAUAUCAGGCCGUCCCUUUUGCGAAUCAGCCAAACCCCGCCUAUCUGGAUCGUGCCUCUGAAAAUGGGUGCAUUUCGCCCAUGAUGCUCUCACAAUCUUUCUCGCCAGAACAUAGUUCAGCGACGGCCCAGGGACUCUCACCCUAUGGAACGCCACGCAUUUCCCUCGACUGCACUACCGAGACAUCGCCAAGGUCCCCCGUCUCACCAUCUCAAUUCUCUUCCUCUUCCUCGUCACUCUCCUCCUCUGGUUCUCCAUCCACACCGCCGUACAUACCGGUUUCCUCUGGCACCCCUCAAGUUCAUACACCAUUCGACAUCACCUAUUCAGGCUGGGCCAGAGGGUCAGAUCCUCUCAACCAAGCCCACGUAUCUGCGCUCGGCCCACAUAACUAUUCGAAUGCUGGACACCACCACAGGGAGUACCACGGUAACAUCGGAGCAGCGACUGGUCCAUCCAGUGCGUAUACGCACGAUUCCAUUCAACCCGCUCGCCGACGACACAUGCUGCGACCUCCCUCGGCCGUCUCGUCGACGGGCCACCAUGAUGGGCAUAUGUAUUGCCCCAUGGUGCCCGCCGGCGUGGACGUUCGUCGUGAGGUGGUCUCGGUUAGUGUUGCACCACCCAUUGAUAUCAUCUCACUGCCGAGCAGAGAGGACGAUGGUGAUGAAGGAGGACAAGGGCAGAAGAUGACUAAAGAGGGGAAGUUGUUGUGCACAAUGUCCGGUUGUGCUUCGACGUUCAAAGGGCAGUAUGAGUUGAAACGGCAUAUCGGCACGGUUCACGACAAGAUUCGCGCCCCUUGUCCACAGUGUGGCAAGUCUUUGAGCUGUCCAUGGGCUGUGGACAGGCAUAUAGAGAAGUCUUGUGGGAAGAAUAACAAACCCGGACCAAAAUCUCGCGAGAGACGAGGAGUGUGA
Stereum hirsutum FP-91666 SS1 is the source of this 1170-nucleotide messenger RNA. RefSeq lists its product as uncharacterized. The transcript has 2 exons. NCBI's taxonomy places the organism in Eukaryota, Fungi, Basidiomycota, Agaricomycetes, Russulales, Stereaceae. The record is from RefSeq and is a predicted model, not a curated record. The coding region runs from base 1 to 1170 and encodes 389 amino acids.